AUGCUCCACCGCGACGCCACGGCGACGGCGCCGCGACGACAGAUUUAUCAGGACGUUCUUGAAGUCCUUCUGCCCGCCUUCGUCGCGGCGAAUUUGCAGCUCGCGCUGAUGGUGCUCUGCGCGCUGCAGUCCACAAUGCGAGGGGUGAAAGGGGUCAAGGCAGUGGAGCUCCUCGGGCUCUGGCGGACGCGCGUCUUGGCGGAGCUCGACCACGGCGAGCGUCGCGCGAUGACGGAGGCGACGUUGGAUUUUUUUUACGGGAUGGACGACUUCUGCAGGCAAACCACCUCGGCGGUGAGCCGCAUGGGGUUGGUGCGUUGGAUUCGAAGUUACUGUAGCGGAAGCGGCGGAGGGAGAACCAGGGGAGGGGCGAUCAUGAAGGAUCCCUUGGCGCAUCCGUCUUCUUCCCCCACCUCCUCUACCGAAUUGGGGAGCCCCGCGGGCGCCUCCAUCUACGCGGAUCUCCCUUUUCCCAUUCUGAAUCCGUUCAAACCGUGGAUUGUAUUGCGGUCGGUGUUGCUGACCAGCGUGCGGGCGGAGUCAUUGUCGUCGAGCAAGCCGGUGUGGAUCACCUUCAGCAGUGCCAACGACGCGCAACGACGAAGCCGCAAAGGGGGGCAAAAGGAAAGUCCCUCCCCCCCAUCCGCUCACGAGGAGAAGUUUUAUAGUUUUCUGUACAAACGCGAGAGCGCGAUGCGGGAUCAGCUGAUGUGCAUCUCCUCCCGUCUGCUGCAGUGGCUUCUGCGAAACGAAAUCGGGGAUCGGGUGGAGAUCGGGAACUAUAGUGUCCUCCCGCUCUCCGAUCGCUCUGCGUUGAUCGAACAUUUAGAAGGCUACGCGCUUUCCAAGCUUCCUGGGGUGGCGAAUGGGAACUUAGCCUUGGUGACUUACCUCGCGCAGCGUGGGGAGGCCGCGCAGGUGAAUUUUCUCGCCUCCGCGAAGCUUUUUUUGCUGUUAAACUACAUCUUCAGCAUCGGCGACCGGCACCAGGGGAAUGUCAUGAUGAGCCCGGUCGGCGCGAUUCUCCACAUCGACUUUGGCUACAUUUUUUCGGAAAAAACGCUGGUGGAGAAGAUCGCGGGGACGACGAUGCGGGUGGAUAGUCAGCUCCUUUCAGCCGUGGCGUUUUGCCGACGCGCAGCCGCGAUGGCGAUGACGACGGCGUCGAGCGACCUCCCCAACGACCCCUCGUUGGAUUCCUCCGUCGGGAGCGAUAAUAAUUCCCUCGUGAUGGAUAACGAGGGCUUUUUCAAGGAGGCCGCGGAGUGGUUUCUGCAGGUUCGCCCGCACGCCGCGCUCUUUUACGAGCUCUGGCGCUACGCCGUCCGCUGCCAAACUCUCCCGUUCGACGAACGCAACCUCGCGACGAUCUUUAACACGCUUUUUGACCGAAGCGUCUCCCGCGAAAGCAGCGCGGAUAACUUCCUCCGUAUUAUGGAGCACUCUAUUAAUGUUUGCCGGCUGAAGGACGUUACCCACUCCAGUGUUCAGGCCUUUCGAUCCUACACCGAUUACGUCACGCGGUGCGUUUCGGAGACGCCGUCAGGGGUGAAAAGGUUUUUUGAAUACGUGUGGAGCCAUCUUAAUCUCUCAAGCAUAUCCUGA
Phytomonas sp. EM1 is the source of this 1605-nucleotide messenger RNA. Lineage: Eukaryota; Euglenozoa; Kinetoplastea; Trypanosomatida; Trypanosomatidae. The record is from the annotation of a GenBank genome assembly.